AUGGAAAAUCCGCGAUCCCAGAUUGGGUUUAGUGUCCCGAACCUCUUCACCUGGCAGGUCGAUGGAAGCCAACCGGCAACGGGCAAGCUGGACGCUGUGUGCUCUGUACAACCUCAACCACCCACUCUGCCACCUAACGACCUGGCGCGCGGUCCUGAUCUCAACCAGACGUACGGACAACGUGAAUCUUUGCCUAAUCUGACCAGUCUCGACCUCACGCCUGCCAUAAUGAACCCCAAUCUGAGCUGUCCCGAUUCCUUAACCCAGCUUUCCGCUCUCGUAGAGCAAACGCUCAUUGAGACGGGGCGAAUGUUUCGGAGGUCCAACGCCUCACCCGCCAGCACUCAUGUUCAGCGCUCCGUCCCCACAUACUAUGACGGCUUCCAGGAUGCUUUGGACAAUCUUUCCGAGCAAAUAUUCAUCGCCAAGGCCUUCUUGGAAAGGGAUUACGGAGCGAUCAAAACCCGCGAGACAGUACACGUGCCGAAUGAAGACGUGUCGAUGAGCGAAAUCGCUCAAAAGUCCGAGGCAAGCCCAGAGAUCCAGCGCCACGAGCCGGUCGAUUCCCCGACAAAACCUCUCAAGGUCGAAUCUACGGCAGACGAGAACCCACCGGCGACCCUCACUACCCCCGUAGUCGCGGCAUCUCACAAUGAAUCUGACGAACAAAAGAUGAAGACGGAAGAAAAAGACCCCGAGCCCGAGCCGACCACGGAUCAAACAUUCCUUGGGUCCGGUGAAGGCAUGAAAUUUGACGUUCUUAAUGAGGGCGGAGCACACAACUCUUUCGACCUCAACUACGAUUUUGGCAACGACGACACUGGCAAUCAAGCGUUUCUCUCCGGAACGUCUUUCGGAAAUCCCACGCCGAGCGCGGAUAAGGGAGGGCCCGGAGUAUCAUCAAAUCACAAUCCUGCCGCCCCUACUGGAGGAGGCGCCUUCGACAUGGAGUUGGGCAAGACCGAUGGCAACCUGAAUUCAUUCACAGAUCCCACCAAUGGAAUGGACGACAUGAUUGGGCCAGGAGAGUCAAGUUUUGACGAUCUAUUUAUGGAAAAUGACAACAUGGGGGGUGGCGGGGGUGAUCUCCAGCAAUUGGAGGGCAACAGCCUGAUGGGAAUCAACGAGAUGGAUGAUAGCUGGUUCAGCUAA
Penicillium oxalicum is the source of this 1152-nucleotide messenger RNA. RefSeq lists its product as uncharacterized. The transcript is spliced from 3 exons. Lineage: Eukaryota; Fungi; Ascomycota; Eurotiomycetes; Eurotiales; Aspergillaceae. The record is from RefSeq and is a predicted model, not a curated record. Bases 1 to 1152 code for a protein of 383 amino acids.